AUGAUGGCCAAUCUGCCGGGCGGCUUCCUCUGGCGCCCAUUGGCGACAGCCUUUGAUGCCAUUUUCCAGCGUGAAGAAGCUAUCCUGACGUUUUUGCCGUCAUGCUUGGUCUUUCUUCUCACUCCAGCCCUCUUCAUACCUGGUCCGAGCCAGCCUGUUCGGCUCCUCCGAGGCUGGCUGCUCCGGCUUAAGCUUCUCUGCGCUACCAGCCUCAUCUUCCUAGAAGUCGCGUCGAUAGUGCCCCGAGGCACCUCUAUCGACUUCAACGCAAAACGAGAGUUCCCAAUUUUCACAAUAGACUUAAUCAUUGCUGCCUCCGUCGCCGGCGCAUUAUAUCAAGAGUAUCGUCGUGCUAUCCAAGCAUCCGUGUUUCUUGGCCUACAUCUCGCUGCCGGCCUCGUCAUAGACAUCACUAAGAGCCGCGCCUAUUAUCGAAAUUCCGAUACUCAUGUUGUUGGGUCUCUGAGUGCCACAUCUUUUACAAUCCGACUUGUACUAUUGAUCCUCAACGAAAUACCCAGGGGUGCGGCACUAGUUGACGGUCACAUACGAAAGUCAGCCAGCAGAGAAUCAUCUAGUGGAUUCUGGGGCAGAGCGCUCUUGCUGUGGCUGAAUUCCACACUCCUGCUUGGUUUUCGAACUCAAAUACGGUUGGAUGACCUGGACGAGCUCGGCCCUGAGUUUUCACCAGACAUACUUUCUCGCAAGUUCAAGGGCCAUUGGCUCGGCGCAGAAAAUGACCCGGAUCGCAACCUUGCCGUUGUAUGCUCCAAAGUUCUGAUGCGGCCACUCCUCGCGGUGGCAUUCCCGCGAUUCGUGCUUGCACUGUUCUCGCUCAUGCAACCGUUCGUGCUGCAGCGACUUCUUCUCGCUGUGCAGGCGGACGAAUUGGCCGCUUACACACGCGACUCGAUUCUCCAAGCUUUCUUCCUGAUUUAUUUUUGUAUUGCUGUCUCUCAGGCGUCGUAUCGUCAUACGAGUAGCCGCUUGAUGACACAAUUUCGUGGUAUCUUGAUUGCAGAAGUGCUUGAUAAGAGUCACUCUCUGUCACAGCCAGAAUCUAGCAAUGCAGCGGCUUUGACUCUCAUGAGCAAAGAUGUGGAAGGAGUUGCAUCUGGAGUGAUGCGUCUUUUUGAAGUGCCUUUCAAUAUUUUUGAAGCUGCUUUGGGGAUGUCUUGUCUCGCCUUUUUCGUAGGCAAGGCUUGUCUUAUGGUCUUGCUGCCGCUCUCUUUUUCAAUUGUCUUCGGUACCCUCAUGGGCAGGUACGCAGCUGCUGCCAUGGUGCUGUGGAACGAGAAAAUUGAGUAUCGAGUGUCAAAGACUUCAAAGGUUCUGGCACAGAUGAGAGUCAUCAAGAUGCUCGGGCUUGGCCCAACCAUCUCGGUCUACCUCCAGCGACUACGUGAAGAAGAAAUUGCGACGGCACGAAAGCACGAAGCAUACAGACUGAUUACAUUUGCAUUGCAGAUGUUUGUUGGCACCAUCACACCUGUUCUGGUUGUCGGCACUGCUUUUUAUUGGACAUUUAUGGGUAAGCUGUCCGCAGCUGAAGUUUUUCCAACUUUAGCUGCUGUGGCUAUUGUUCAAAAACCUCUUUAUACACUUGUGGCUUCCUCUUCUAGAGUCACAGCAAUGUUUGCAUGCCUGGGUCGUAUCCAGAACUAUCUCGAACUGGAGGAAGAUAUGGAUCAGCGUAUCCUGGUCGGGCCCUUAUUGAAUUCGGACGAGGAAAAGGAUAGUGACGAACACGAGCCGAUCUCGUCUACCGCAAUCGAGUUCAUCGAUGUUACACUUCUAUCUCGUGAUUCAGAAUCAGAGAUACUCCAGCAAGCCAAUUUCGCACUCGAGCGUGGCAGCAUCACCGCGGCACUCGGCCCAAGUGGCUCAGGGAAAUCAGCACUUUUACACAGCCUCGUUGGAGACGCUAAUGUCGCUGAUGGCUUUAUUUAUGUUGAUGACAACGUAAUUGGAUAUGCCGAUCAGUCUCCUUGGAUACGGAAUGUAUCCAUUCGGGCAAACAUUGUCGGAGAGCUCGCCUUUGACGCUGUCUGGUACUCGACUAUCCUGCGUGUCUGUCUACUACUGGAUGACCUGGGGCAGCUUCCAGAAGGAGAUAACUACGUCGCCGGCACGAACGGAAUGAACCUGAGCGGAGGGCAACGCCACCGAAUCAGUCUCGCUAGGGCGCUCUACUGUCGUGCUAAAACCUUGGUACUGGACGAUAUUUUCAGUGCCUUGGAUCGAAAGUCUGCCGUGUCUAUCCUCUUCCAAUUAUGUGGCGAAAAGGGGCUAUUGCGCAAAGCAGGAUGCACAGUAGUCAUCGCAACAUAUCUGCCAGAGAGUCUGGAGGUGGUUGACCAACUACUUCUACUGGACGGCAAGGGAGGCAUCACUAUGGAAAGGGACUUCCGCGAGGAGUGGUUCCAGGCCCAUCUCGUGGAGGCUCUCAGCCAUCAAACGACAACAACGGUGUUGGAGACCGAAGAGAAAGAAAGGGCUGCCAUCCAAAGGUCCCGCGAAUUUCGAGACUCCGCCAGCUUGUCUGCCGUCGGGACACCUUUGCCAACUCGCGGUCUAAACCUGUCGAUGUACGCUUUUUUCAUCAAUUCCACUGGCAGAAGUGCGUUCGCAGCUUGGGCUUUCUCCGUUUUCCUGGUGUCGUUCAGCGAAAGCAUUCCGGAUAUUUUCAUUCGUGUAUGGGUUUCCGCUGCUCCAGAAAGCAUGGCGUAUUUUGCAGGAUAUAUGGGUGCCUCGGCCUUUGCUACGCUCACCUGCGUAGCCGCACUCAGCAUACUCUUUUACGUCCUUACGCCUCGCUCCUCAACAAGCCUGCACAACGGGUUAACGCACGUGGUCAUGCAUUCGACUUUGGCAUUCUUUUCGUCCGCCGACACAGGCUUCAUUUUGAACCGAUACAGCGGAGAUAUGAACUCAAUCAUCCAGUGCCUUCCUCUGCAGGCAUACCGAUUCCUUUAUCUGAUGUUUCACAUUAUUCUUCAGACCGCGAUCAUAGGAUCCGGGACUACUUACAUGCUCACUGUCCUUCCUGUUAUCGGCGUCAUAGCUGGUGUUCUUCUCUACUGCUUUGUGCAAACCUCUCGCCAGGUGUUUUUUAUGCACAAAGAGGCCGAGACGCCGCUUUAUAACCACUUCACAGAAACAGCCAGCGGCCUGCGCCAUAUCAAGGCUAUGGGCUUGCAGUUGAAGAAUUUCAAGGUCGGCCUUGCUCUUCUGGAUAUUUCACAGAAGACUGUGUAUACUGCCAGCUGUCUAAAGGGCUGGUUGGGUCUAGCAGUUGAUCUGCUGGCCUGUGGCGUUUGCCAUGUUUUGACGUCUCUCAGUCUCGAACACCGAACUGCCACUCCUGUUCCGGCAAUUGGCCUUGCCUAUUUGAUUCUGAUUACCUUCGGCAGGUCUCUUGGAGGUUUCUUUGACAGUUGGGCUGAUUUGGACAGCUCAAUCAAGGCCUUAUCACGAUUGCAAGAGUUCAUGAAAAAUACGCCAACCGAACCUGAGUUGCCUCCCAUUGAUCUUCCGGCACAUUGGCCACAUCGAGGUCAAAUCGAAUUGAAGCAUGUCACAGCCAAAUAUAGAAGCAACACACCUGCCAGGCUAGAAAACGUGUCGCUUCGCGUGGUGCCUGGCAACAAAGUUGGCAUCACAGGCCCGUCGGGCAGUGGCAAGAGCUCUCUGUUCAUGAGUGUCCUGGGCUUCCUGGAAUACUCUGGAAAGAUUGAAAUUGAUGGAAUUGACAUAUCGAGGAUCCCACGCGAUACAUUACGGUCGCGUAUCAUAACUAUAUCACAAGAUCAUUUAGAUCUUGGCGGUACUGUUCGUAACAAUCUGCUUCCCUUCUGCAUGAACAUCUCCGGCAAGAAUAGCACCAUUACGGAUGAGGAAAUAACGGAUGCUUUGGACAAGGUCGGAUUGCGGGCCCUCGUCGACCGGCAAGGCGGUCUGGAUGCUCAACUAUGCAAAGUUGGGCUCUCGCACGGCCAACUACAGUUGCUGUCAAUCGCGCGUGCAAUGUUGCGUGGCAAGGAAACAGGAAGCAAGGUCGUUUUGAUGGAUGAAGCGACCAGCAACGUUGAUUUGGAAACGGAUGCCAAAAUACAGCGGGUUGUGCGGGAAUCAUUCGCUGGAUGCACAAUCUUGAUGAUUGCGCACAGGCUGGAGACGGUACGAGACGCCGACAUGUUUGUGGAGUUGGUGCACGGGAAAGCAACUGUUGUGAAGAAUUGA
Akanthomyces muscarius is the source of this 4242-nucleotide messenger RNA. RefSeq lists its product as uncharacterized. Gene Ontology annotation, cellular component: membrane. The record is from RefSeq and is a predicted model, not a curated record. Bases 1 to 4242 code for a protein of 1413 amino acids. Gene Ontology annotation, biological process: transmembrane transport. Gene Ontology annotation, molecular function: ATP binding; ATP hydrolysis activity; ABC-type transporter activity. The transcript is spliced from 2 exons. NCBI's taxonomy places the organism in Eukaryota, Fungi, Ascomycota, Sordariomycetes, Hypocreales, Cordycipitaceae.